ACCUACUGUAGGUAUGCAAGACGCACCUGCAAGCCUUCUGCCCAGCUUGUCUCCCACAUCAACACUUUCGAUCACAUAGCGAGCAUCAUGUACAGCGUCAAAAAGCAAGAGGGCGUCAUUCCAAUCAUACUCGAUGCGGCUGCGAGGCCCAGCUCCAAGAUCUCCGAGUUCUUCGGUGACACUCUCAUUAACGAGCCAACCCCGAGUCCCGAGCGACGAAAGAUCGUGCGCAAGCGACACCGACGACCACAUCACGCAACCGCCGAGCCGUUCACGGCGCCUCAACGGAAGGACUUGCGUCCCCGCAGCCCAUCCAACAUUCUCAUCCAAAGCUGCGGUUUAUCUCGAUUCACAUGGCCCACAUCCCUCGGUCUCCUCUCCCUCAUCCUCUUCCUCCUCCCGCCUCCUUACCGCUUUCACGGCCUCACCACCCUCACCACCGCCCUCUUCAUCACCGACGUUGUCCUCUUCAUUCUUUUUUCGCUGCUCAUGCUUUGCUGCUCCUUGGUUCAUUCCAAGUGCUGUACUAGGCCGCGCCAGCUAUGCCCUGAAUUAACUUCUAACGCCAGCAAGUUGGGGGCUCUCGCUUAUUGGCCGAUGGCGUGGCUUACGUUGGUGGCUUUUGCUGUGUUUCUUGCUGGGUAUGGUGAUGACCGGCUUCAGGCUGAGCAUUGGAGUGGAAAGGGGAAUGCUGAUGGAGGAGGGGAAAAAGAGCUGAGGAGGCGUGUGUUGACGAUGAUUGCUUAUGUGAUGUGGUGGGUUGGGGUGGUGUGGAUGACGGGCACGAUGGUGUUUGUGAUGGGAAUUUUAAUGGGGGUGGUGGGAGGGCAGAGUGAGCGGUGGGUGUUGAGGAAGGGACUCAACGUUAGAGGAGAAGAAGAGAAUGAGGUGAGGGUGGUGUUGCCGGGAUGUAUGCUGACUUCGGCUUUUGGGAUGGGGCUGUUGGCAUUAGUAGGAGGACUGUUGGUGUCGGUGUUGGUGAGGUUGGGAACGUUAUCAGUGGGCAUGGCGACUCCGGUGUUGGUGUUGUCGUUUUGUGUGGAAGGAGUGGCGCUCUUCACCACGCUAUUCCUGUUUGCGGUGCUGCAGCAGGAGAUGAUACAGGUGGAAGGAUGGGCGUCCGUCCACUUGAUCAAGCUUUCGUUGUGGAUGAUGGGGUCGGCGAGUGUUUGUGCCGCGGCGGUACAGAUGCUCGGAAGAGCAGUGGAGGACGUCAGUGCUAUUCUUGGUGGCGACGACACCCAAGCAAGAGCUUCAAGUGGGAACUUGUUCGGCACGCCUGCUACGGCGCAGGUUGCUCACGUGGUAUGCACCCUUCUGGCCUUGCUCCUCCUCGGCUUGGCCGCUCUCUGGCUUAUUGUCUCUCUUGUGGCAUUCGUGAGCUUUGCCAUCCACAGAAGACUGUCAUGGAAGGGGCAAUGCAGUGAUACUGUCAUUCCGGUGGCGGCGUUGGCGCUUUCCACGGUGCAGUUCAAGUCAGAGUUGAACUCGUCCUUCUUUGGCAUUGUCACUUGCGUGUUGGUGGUGGCCGCAGCUGCUUCUCUUCUGGUCAAUCUUGCCCUGUGCAUAAAGCAGUUGGUGAGUACAACGUUCUUGGCUUCGCUCGAACAGGAGUAG
This is a messenger RNA of Neurospora tetrasperma FGSC 2508, 1617 nucleotides long. RefSeq lists its product as uncharacterized. Lineage: Eukaryota; Fungi; Ascomycota; Sordariomycetes; Sordariales; Sordariaceae. Gene Ontology annotation, cellular component: membrane. Gene Ontology annotation, biological process: malate transmembrane transport. Gene Ontology annotation, molecular function: malate transmembrane transporter activity. The annotation marks the transcript as partial. The record is from RefSeq and is a predicted model, not a curated record. The transcript has 2 exons.